AACCGAACAACUGGAGAAGCACAUGGCCAGAAUCCCAGCAGGCGCUGGUCUCUCCCAGCCAGUGGACUCCUUUGGGUGGGCUUGGUGGUCGGAGGGGGGGUGAUCUUCCUCUGGAAAAGGAGGGCUGCUGGUUGAGCCCCGGUAGCCGGCCCAGGGCUGCUCAGAGCCUCAACCCUGCCUUUCCUUCAAUUCUGGCUUCCAGAGAUCCUGCGUCCACACAACCAGGAGAAAAAGAAACACGCUUUGUAUUUAAGCCCUCCUAGACCCACAGCAGACAGGCCUGCUCCCAAGGCUUUUCCUAAGCCUUUUGGGAAGUGGGAAAUCAAAAAAUCAAGGUUUGGGGCGGAAUCAGAAAAUCAAGCUGUAAUAUCCGUGUUUGCAAAGGAAUAUUUCUGUAAUAUUGGAGAGCAAAGCAGAAAUAAAUCUGGCAGAAACAGGAUUUUGUGAGUGAUUGUCUUGCAAAAAACCACUUGCAAAGGUGUGAGCAGAAGCCAGGCUGUCUGUGCUAAUCCCAACGGGUGGCUCUUCUGAAAGGUCUCCACAACAAAUCCUUUUUGCAACAAGAACGACACCUUCAUUCUCCACUGGGCUUUGCAGGGUGUUAUCAAGGAAUUAGCAUAAUUAGCUUCAACUCCAAGAUCCUUGGCCAGGAGAGGGGGCUCCUGCCUCUCGGAAGGCAACCGGCGAGCAUCCGUUGCAGGAAAUAUCCCUUGAACCUGUGUGUUACUUCAGAAAGGGGUGGCCAUUCAUUUAUACAUUGUCUGUGCAAUUUUCUGCAUCACACACACUCCUCUGAUGUUACACACGCCUGGAAAGGCUGAGGUUUUCAAGCUUCCGUUUUUCUUUAUAAACUCAAGCAUCUGGUCCUCAUGUUUCAUCAACACUUCAUUGAUAUAUAAUUACUUUCUGCACCGUUAUAUGGAUGUCAUUGGUCCUUUCUGCACCUUGAACCAUCGGUCUCCCGAGUCUCCUUUGCUGUCAGGGGUGGCGGUGGUCAACCUGGCGCCUUUUUCUCUCGCCCCUUCUGGUCAGCAAUUUCCGUUUGGCCGCCGUUUGCCCUGCGACAUCUAUUGGCACGCUGUCUCCUUUCACGACAAUGUCAUUUAUUCGGGACAAGUCAACAAAUUUCCAGGCAUGACUGAAAUGGCACGGAAGGUGAACCUGAGUCGCGCCAUGAGAACGAUGCAGGAACUUUUCCCGGAAGAGUAUAAUUUCUAUCCCCGUUCCUGGAUCCUUCCGGAGGAGUUUGCCAUCUUUCUCACCGAGGUAAACCUGAUGAAGGAGAACCACCCCAGGUGGAAACCCACCUUCAUCGUGAAGCCUGACGGCGGCUGUCAGGGGGACGGGAUCUACCUCGUGAAGGACCCCACGGAGAUCCGGCUGAUGGGCAACUUGCAGAGCAGGCCGGCCGUGGUCCAGGAGUACAUGUCCAAGCCCUUCCUGAUCGACAAGCUGAAGUUUGACAUUCGCCUCUACGUCCUGCUCAGGUCCCUGGACCCCCUGGAGGUCUACGUGGCCAAGGACGGGCUCUGCCGGUUUUGCACGGAGCCCUACCAGGAGCCAUCCCUGAGGAACCUCCACCAGGUCUACAUGCACCUGACCAACUACUCCCUCAACAUCCACAGCGGGAAUUUUGUCCACUCGGACAGCGGCAACACCGGCAGCAAGCGGACGUUUUCCAGUAUCCUGGGCAAGCUGUCUUCUGCCGGUGUCAACAUCCGGAAGAUUUGGUCCGACAUCGUCUCGUUGGUCAUCAAGACCGUGAUCGCCAUCGUGCCUGAGCUGAAGGUCUUUUACCAGUCUGACAUCCCGGUGGGCAAACCGGGACCCUCGUGCUUUCAAAUUUUAGGGUUUGACAUCCUGCUGAUGAAGAACCUGAAGCCCGUCUUGCUGGAAGUCAACGCCAAUCCAAGUAUGAAGAUUGAGCAUGAACAAGAGGUUUCUCCAGGAGUUAUGGAAUACAUCCCCAGUCCGGUCGAUGAAGAAGUCAAGGUGGCCGUUAUCCGGGACACCCUCCGCUUGGUGGAUCCUCACAAGAAGCAGCAGCAGCAGCCGGGGGAGCAGGCUUCAGCUGAACCGGUGGAACUGACAGACAAGGACAGCUUCCUUGAGGAGGAGCUGCAGAACAAGCCCGAGCUGGGGGAGAGCCCCCCGCCAGUAGCCGAGCCCCCCGCCCUCUGCCUAAAGGAGGUCUUCCCCAAGCACGCCAAGCAGUUCAGCUACCUGAGGCUGGUGGAGCGGAUUGCCGCCCUCUUCAUCCGCUUCCUGGGGGUGAAGGGGACCACCAAGCUGGGGCCCACCGGCUUCCGGAUGUUUAUAAGGAACAGCAAGAUCAGCAACAGCGGCUUCAGCAUGGCUGCGGGGGACAUUCUCUACAUUGACAUAACCCGGCGGGGCAUCGGGCCCAGCAUGGACCAGCGCGAGGCUGGAAUGAGCCUCCCAGCCUUCGUGGAAGCGGUCUGCUUCCUGGCCCAGAGGAGAUACAAGUCCCUGUCGCUUCACGAGCAGGUGGAGCUUCUCCUCGACUUCUGCGAAUACAACCUGGCUGUGCUGGACGAGAAGCGCCUGGCCUGCAGCCGAAGCCUCUCCGGCACCCAAGCCACUCUGGUCACCUGCUCCCAAGACCGCCUGCAGCUCAGCCCCACCACGCCCGGCUCGAUUGCCUUCCAGAGAAGCCAGAGGUUUGUCGACUGCAGGAGCUGCCAGCCCUGAAGAGGACAUCCUUUGUUGGGAGGACAUGAAGGUCUCACUGGCCUGAUGCCCAGCCUGUGCGGCAGGAAGGGGAGCCGUGCCCAGCCCUCCCUGAAGGCACAUUGGGGGUUUUUGGAGGUGGGGGCUGCGUGGCCAAACCCCUCCUGGCAGGGCCUGUUGACGCAUCGUCGGAACGGAGGGCCAAGCGGCUCCCGGAUCAAAGCAGCUCUUCUCUGGACACGCAGAACUGCCUGCUUUGCCCUGGACCCAGCCAGGAACCCCUUGCUGGAGGGAGCCCAGGGUCCGUGGGCUGGGGAGGGGGGUUAGGUGGGAUGGGGAGAUGUUAGGAGAUUGGUGGUGCACAAAAGGUAGAAAUGAUGAAGAGCUUAACGUACACUGAACUAAAAUCCUAUUUAUGUAUGCCAGCUGCUUUGCAAGCGUUGUCUUCAUUGGGAGGGGCCCGGGGGGGCAGAAGGUGGCAUGGGGAUGCUUGGGUUGCAUGAAGGAGGAGACAUCCCCCAUCCAGAUGUGGAGCUGCCACUCAAAAAGAAUUGGGGGCGUUCUCCCUCUGUUCAAUAAGGGGCCCUCACAGCAAAGCCUCUGUUCCCCUCCAGAGCCUGGCCAGGUGGCAGGAUUUGGUGUUGGUCCUCCUCCUGGCCAAAGCAUCCGGGGGUCUCUCUCCCCCCUCCCCUGUUCCCAGGCUGGAAAAGGCUUCUGCAGAACGCCUGCAGCCCUUGAUGCAAUCCCUAGUCACUGGGGGUUUAUGCCUCUCGUGGGAAUAAAGCUGGGGGGUCUUUCAGCUCGGUAGCUGGGCCUCCCCUCUCACACACUGCGAAGCCCGCUUGCGCCUUGUGCCCUGUGGGAGCCUGCGCAAGUCCGACCGGUCCCAAGUGCCAGUCUCACCUUGGCCACUAAUCCAGGGACCCAAAUCCACUUCAGGGAAGGGACUCGGACGUAUCUUAGGAGCUGCCCCCUCCCCGUGUCUCAAAAGGGAUCCAGCCAGAUCCAGGGGAUUUUCGGGGAAUCUAAGGAAGCCUUUCAGUCAAAGAUUUGAUUGGCAAAGAGAUCAGAUUUCAGAGCGACGUUUUUGUGUUACGGAACAAAAGGUGAUAAUGAAACACUUCCAUUAAGAAGAGAAAUAAAAUGGAUAUUGUUGCUAAACAACUUAAUUCCCGAAGGAUUAAAUGAAGGUAUUCAAUAUUUACCAUUGAUUUGAUUCUUGCUUUUUCCUUUGUUGUUUCCUGAAGUCUUUGCCACAAGGAUAUUUUUGCUCGAAGCUUAUUAUUCUAUUCAGCCAGAUACAUUGGUUAGUUUCUUUUUUUAAAAAAAAACAACAACUAACAUUAGAAAUAAUGUUCUUUUUCGAACGGAGCUUUCUGGUGGACUUCUAACCAUUAAGUUUAAUCUGUUUUUCUGUGGCUUUAUGAAUAAUUAAAGGGAAAAAGAGCAUGGAGGCGUUUUUUGAUCGACCUGUUAGAGAAUUUGUGAGUUUAUCUGAUUUUCAGCCUGAAACAGUCGAAAGGGAUAAGGAAGAAGAUGUUUCUAAAACACAGAGUUCAUUAGCUUAGCCGUUUCCUUUCUAAAAGUGGACACUUUUUUUCAUUUCUGCAAAUGGCGGUUCUCUAGAUUAGCUGCAGGUUAUCUGAUAAUAUCUGUUCAAGGAUAAAAAUAAGUACUCCUCCGCCUAAGGUGUCUGUCAUUUGAAAACGGGCCUCCUUAGAUGUGGAGGCAGGUGCUGCAUAAUGCAGGAUGUUAGUCAUGCCUCAUUUCUGACAUGCAGCUUUUAACGGGAUAAAACGGUUCACGGUGAGCCGCUUUAGGUGGCUCUGUUUUACAGCGGCCGUUCUGGAAGAGAGAACCGAGAAUCGAAGAUGCAGAAUGGGCCACUUAACCCUGGGAAUCCCACGAGGAAAACUGUCUUCCCUGCAGCCCGCCUGGGGAAUGUGCCAGCCCCGGUUUGGCAGUGCUCCCGAGCCACAAUUCAUCCCAAAAUUUCUGUUGCUAAGCAAGAUGGUUGUUGUGAGUUUUGUCCCACUUUAAGACCUUUCUUAUCACGGUUGUUAAGUGAAUCCGGUCUCCUCAUUGACUUUGCUUGUCAGGAGGAUCCCAUGUCCCCCCGGGACGCUGUGGCCGUCAUAAAUAUGAGCCCAAAUUUUGAUCACGUGACCCUGGGAACGCUGCAACGGCCGUAAGUGUGACAAACGGUCCUAAGUCACUUUUUUUCAGGGCUGUCAUAACUUUGAAUGGUCACUAAAUGAACAGUUGUAAGUCAAGGACUACCUUAUUCUCCUUUUCCUGUUUUGUCCCCUUGCUUUACCGGUUGGAUUUCUGCUUGCCAGGCUGCUGCUGCGAAGGGCGAGGCAGGAGCCCUGGAAGGGAAGGGGGGCCCCCACCCUCUUUAGAAGGGGAAGCGCGCAAGGCAAGAAAUUAACCAGCGUUUAUGCAGAUAAUCUGUAUUGGCAAUUACGGCAAUUAGAUCAGGUAGCUAAUUGCUACCUCGGCGGGCCUCGUUUUGUUUUGUCUCGGCGGAGCAGAGGGGAAGAGCCAAAGGUGGCUGCACCCGAGACAGGCGCCGGGAGCACAGGGGCGACUCUGGGUGCCCUCCAGCCAGGGGGGUCAGGUCUGGGGCCGGGUGAUGGUGAGCGAUCCACGGCUGUUCCUCCAGCCCCUCGGCCCCGUCCCCGAGCCUGGCUGGGCCCAGCUGCCUCCCUUCUGCUAGAUUUGGCCAACUGGGCUUAACCCGAGGGGGGGAAAUCCUUCCAAGGGCACCCCAGUUGGCAAAGCUCAUUUAUGGCCCAAGAGUGCAAAUUUAGAAAUAGUUUUAGGGCAAAGGGUCAGCUUGUUCUCCCAGAGUGGGUGAACAGAAUGGUGCAGUCCUGGUUUUUAAAUUUGGGAGUGGAUCCUGGUCACACCAUACUUUACCAUCGCUAGCAUAUAACUAUAGCAACCCUGAUUCUGCUCUAGCCACUUCCCCCAAGGGACCAUCCCUACACACUUCAACACUGGUUGACUGAGGGGAGCAAAGGAAGAAGCCUACAAGCAGAGGGGUGAAGGUCAGAGUCCCUACGGCUCCACUGUGACCCCAGGGCUGCCAGCAGCUGCCCACCCGGGAGGCCAGGUUUGCACCAGUAAAGGGCCUGGCCGUCUGGGUGCCCCCUCUGUGACAGCUUCUCUUCCUUCCCUCCGAUUCCCAUCGGCCCAGCUCCUACCCCAAUUUCUUAGCUCUUCUGGGAGGGGGGUGUCGGCAGCAGCCUUGGAAAAGGCUUGUGAAAGGCCAGGAGGAAGAAUUAGCACCUGUGCCUCAUUAGCGGCACAGUAAUUAGCUCCCUUGACGGGUGCCAGAAAGAAGCCGCCAAGAUGCCCAGAAACCAAAAGGCAGGGCAGGAGUCCAGUGGCACCAUAUGCCCAAGGUCUGGGCAUCGCUGGCAAAGGCCUUCCGGGUCUAGCCGUAGACCAGGGGUCUGCCUGUGCUGGCUGGAGAGGGUCCACCAGAAGCAACGACUCGGCGGUCUGGCUGGAGGGGAUGCCAAGACGGGGAUGCCCAGCCUUGCUGGCAUGAGCUGCAAGUGGCUGGCAUCGUUUAGUCCAGGUGCCCCAAAGCCUCAGACUUCGGAAGUGGUGCAGAAUUCUUCCCCUAUCUUGGGAAAUGCUUAUUAGUGCAUAAAAGUUAUUUCACGGUGUGCAUUAGUGUGUGUGAGAGAGAUGCACCAACAACUCGUAUAAUUGCUACUUCCCAGUUUGCGUCUUCCCCUUGGAAGACCUGAACGGGCAAAUGAGGGGCCUCUAAUCCAGAGAGCACAACUGCAUGUGAACACGGCUGAGUGUUUUGAACUGACAGGAGGAAAGCUGUGACGGAUAGAGAGAUGUUGAAGAGUGGCGCAGAAAUGAAAGCUGUAUGUACUUCU
Molecule: messenger RNA, 6596 nt
Organism: Crotalus tigris (Tiger rattlesnake)
Lineage: Eukaryota; Metazoa; Chordata; Lepidosauria; Squamata; Viperidae
Gene: TTLL11
Product: tubulin tyrosine ligase like 11
Exons: 9
Coding region: 796-2712 (638 amino acids)
Biological process (GO): protein polyglutamylation; microtubule cytoskeleton organization
Cellular component (GO): cilium
Molecular function (GO): tubulin binding; tubulin-glutamic acid ligase activity
Source: RefSeq, a predicted model, not a curated record